AACCACCCCUCACCAACCCCGGAGCCCAAGGGAAAAAAAACAAUGUCCCGCUCCUUCAACGGCUGCAAAAGAUGUAAAGCCCGCCGUCAGAAAUGCGACGAGCAACGUCCAUCCUGCACCCGCUGCGCCACAGCCAACGUCCCCUGCCGCUACGCCAUGCAGUUGCAAUGGGGAGGACGGGCGUUUUCGCGCUCGCGGUUUGGCGCCUGUAUGGGCGAUGGUGGGAUGCAGAGGUUGGAGUAUUCUCCGGGGGAGUUUAUCUAUACUACUGAGUCUGCCGCCACCUCAUCAUCGCAAACCCUAUCGCGACCAGUCGACCCCUUCUCCAGUCUCUCCACCGACCAAAAGUCGCUACUUCACCACUUUCUCCGCGAUGCGUCGCAGAUCACAGCCUGCCAUCCUAGCAUGCGCCACGAGAUCUGCCACAUGCUGGUUCCGAGAGCCCUACAGACUCCGUCUUUGCUAUACGCUACGCUAGCGCUAUCAGCCAUCCACUUACAGGCUUUGCGCAAUCAAUCCGAAAACGUCAAGUCCGCGCCGCAUAUCGCCCGUCUGGUCGCAUUGAGUCUGGAGCAUUUUCGCACGGAGCUGCAGACGACUCCCCAGGGUAAGGGAUCCUCUGAUGUCCUCCUCGCGACGGCCCGCACGCUGUGUCUAGCGGAGAUACACUCCGGCGCUAUUCAUCCCCACUCAUGGCGCGCUCACAUAGAGGGCGCUAGGGCGUUGAUGAUUGCCACUGAGCCAUCAUCUGCAGAAGGAGAAGGAGAAGGAGAAGGAGAGAGCGAGUUCCGUCGCUAUCUCGAUAGAUGGCAUCGCUCGAUCGUCUCAUUGACUGCGUUGACGGGUAAUGGGCCGCCUAUUGGGGAGGUGGAUGAUUUGGGUGGGUUGAUGAUGGAGGAUAGUCCGGACUAUCUAGAUGAUUAUUGGGGGUUUACGGUUCGGUUGGCUGCUGUUUUUAGGGGGAUUGGGGAGGUUGCGUGGCGUGCUCGACAGGGGGUUUCGUCUACGACUACAGUGGGGGGUAGAGAUGUGGACUGUGAGACUGGUCAAAUGGAAGAGCAAGAUGCAGACCACGAUACAGAGCAACAUCCAGAGACAGCUACAGACCCGCCUACAGACACAGCAAUAUUGCAAGAAACCAACACCCUCGAAUCCACCCUUCACAACCUCAUCUCCCAAACAACAACCCACCCACCAACCUUCUACCCCGGCGUCGCCCCCCGCCUAACCCCAAUCUGCAAGCACCAACUCACCCUCUGCAACACAGCCUUUCAACACAGCGCCCUCAUCCAAAUCCACCGCCGCCUCCACCGCACCCCCUCCUCCUCCCCAGCCGUGCAAUCCUCCGUGAAGCGCAUCCUAGCCUGCACAGCCGAGAUCGGCCCCGCCCCCGGCCUCAGCCCGUGGGUGCUCCUCACGACGCCGCUGUUCAUUGCGGGGUGUGAGGCGCGUGGGGAGGAUAGGGAUUGUGUAAGACGAUUGUUGCAGCAGCUGUAUGAAACUAUUCGCGUGCCAAAUGUGGUGCAGGCGUUGCGGUUUUUGGAGAUGUAUUGGGCGGGGAGGCAGGUGGAUGGGGAUGAGGGGUGGAAUGAGUUUCUGGACCGCAUGAAUAUAGACUUCAUCCCGUAUUAA
Molecule: messenger RNA, 1632 nt
Organism: Aspergillus campestris IBT 28561
Lineage: Eukaryota; Fungi; Ascomycota; Eurotiomycetes; Eurotiales; Aspergillaceae
Product: Zn(II)2Cys6 transcription factor
Exons: 2
Coding region: 43-1632 (529 amino acids)
Biological process (GO): positive regulation of transcription by RNA polymerase II
Cellular component (GO): nucleus
Molecular function (GO): zinc ion binding; transcription cis-regulatory region binding; DNA-binding transcription factor activity, RNA polymerase II-specific
Source: RefSeq, a predicted model, not a curated record